GCAUCUUCCCCCUCAGUCAGUCUGACCGCCCACAGUCCGGGGGGAGAAAGUGCUGCUUUGUGAAUGAAGGGAGCGGCGGAGAGCAGAAAACAAACUUUACCAACAUUAUUUCCGACGGGGUUGACAUUCAACUAGAGCGGUUUCGACGGUGCAACAACCGACACCUGGCCGACAAGGACCAAGAAAAUACAAAGCUCCCCUUGAGAAGCUCUAAGUCAUGGUGGUCAGUUUGGCCUGUGUGGCCUGUCUCUGCCUGGUGGUGGUAGUCAGUGGUGACACCUGCCUCAUUAUCAGCGAGAUCAACGCCGACAACCCCAGACUGGACACCACUGAGUUUGUGGAGUUGUAUCACACCAGUGGACAACAGGCUUCACUGGAUGGCUAUACUCUUGUGUUCUAUAAUGGAAAUGGAAAUAUAGCCUACAAGGUGCUGGAUCUCAAAGGCCACAGCACAAAUGACAGAGGAUUCUUCCUGGUGGGCUCGGUGGAUAUGCAGCCAAAACCAGCCAUCCUCCUGCCUCCCAACACAGUCCAGAACGGCCCAGACGCUGUCGUCCUCUAUCACACAUCUGCUGCUCGCUACAGUGAGAAGAUGAAUGUCACCGCCUUUGGGCUGGUGGACGCUGUCGUGUACAUGACUCGCCGUACUGGGGGCGCAGAGUUCCUCGCUGAGAUUCUGACACCAGGAGAACCAGCCUUCGUUGAGGAUGAAACAGCCCUUGAGGGGGACGAGUCAAUUGAAAGGUGCCUGCUGUCCGAAGACCGCUGGGGCUUUCAGGUGUCCUCACCUUCCCCAGGUCAGAGGAAUAACUGCACCCCGCCUGCCGCCCCAGCAUCCAUUCCUGUCAUCACUGAGCUGAAGCUGGGAGGAGGGCAGGUGGACGGGUUUGUGGAGCUAACAGAGGCUCCAGCUGCAGGUCCUCUGGUGCUGGUUGUGUUGGAUGGGAGAACGGACAUGGUCAGCGUGAGUGUGGACGUGAAUGUGGACGCUUUCAGGAAUGGGUUGAUCUCCGUGAACAUAGAGAAGAACUACAUGAAAGGAGAUGAGUCUGGAGCAGUGGCUAUUUACAGUGGCAGAGCCUCAGUCUUCCCUGUUGGCAGUCCACUGAGCCAGAUACAGCCUCUAGACGCAUUUGUGUUUGCUGGACCUGGAAACAAGCCCAGUGCCAACCUUACAGAGACUCUCAUCCCAGGCAGAGAGCCAUACCAACUCAGUAACAGUUUAUUGAAAGAGGGAGGCUUCUAUCUGAGUCGCUGUGGUGUGGCCACCUGGGCCAGAGACCCUGGUGUCUUCUGGGAGGCCUCUCAAACUCCCGCACAGCCCAACCAGUGCCCCUGGCCAAAGAUCUGCCCGCACAGUAUUGUAAUUCCAGGAGGUACAGAUUCACCACCUCACCUCCCACCCUGGGGGAACAGUGACUUCCUGAUCAAUGAGCUGAACACUGAUACACCUGGCGCAGCUGAGGACGGCGAGUACAUCGAGCUUUGGCAUCCAUCAGGACGCCGGGUCUCCCUGCAAGGAAUCUGGAUCCUACUGUUCAGUGCACACAACAACAAACCCUACAUGGAGAUCAGCCUAAGUGGACACUUCACUACUUCUAAGGGCUACUUUCUGCUGGGAAGUGACCGGUUGGUGCCAGCUCCAUCACUCCGCCUGCCCCCCAAUACCAUCCAGAAUGGACCAGAUGCUGUGGCACUCUAUCGCAGCCCUUUUGGCCCACCAUCAGCCACGCAAAGGGGGAUCCCCACCAAAGGCCUGCUGGAUGCAGUCGUCUACCGGCAGAGAGGAUCAGAUAAGGAGGCACAGGAGCUGAGUAAAGCUCUGACCCCGGGGCAGCUGCCUCUGCUGGAGGAUCCAGAGGUUCUGCCUGGUGAUGAGGCCCUCAGCCGCUGUAGAGGUCUUUAUCCCUAUGACCUGUCUGCUUUUUCAGUGGCCCCACCCACGCCUCUGAGGGAGAACAGCUGCCCCCGCCCCCCUCCAGCCCCUGAGGGUGUGGUCAUCAGCGAGGUGGCUAGUGGCCAUUGGACCAAUCACAGCCAGCAGAGGGCCUUUGUGGAACUGCACGGGCCCCCCAUGACAAACCUGCGGGGCCUGGUGCUGUCUGUGUUUGACCAGGAGCGCAGUGGGACCAUCAUUGCCUUUCCGUUGACCGGAUCUGUUGACCAGGAUGGAUUUUACGUCGUUGGAAAUGUCACGGGAGCAGAUCAGACUUUCCCGGAUGGCUCCACGGUGCCUGUACGAGGAGCCGUAGUCCUGUGCUAUGACCUGUUCAGUGUCUGUAGAGCUGGCACUGCUCUGACCAACUCCAGUCUCAGAGAUGUACUUGUGUUCAGUGAAAACCAGCAGCUGCUCUCCUCUCUGUCCACCACCAGAGGGAGACAAGUGAUUCCAGCUGCCAGGUCAGUGGAAGAUGGUCCUGUUUCGCUCAGCCGGUGUUCAUGCUGCGAGGUGAGGAGCCCCUCCUCCUGGACAAGCUCGUCGCCCACACCUCACAGAACCAACAUCUGUCCGAGCGCCGCCUUCUCAAGUCGCAUUGAUCUUUGCCUCGGACCCCUGUCCAGUGACUGGCAGGAGCAGUCGGGAGACUGCAAUGGUCUAAUCCAGGGGAGGGUCGCUGAGGUGGCCGACUACCUGGAGCAGAAGUGUCACUGUGGCAUCUCUGCCUUGUAUCUUCAAGGAGCCAACUUUUCCUGCAUGUCUGGGUGGCUGCGAGUGUGGGGGAACAUCCAGGCACUGUCGGAUCAUCAGAAGGCCCUCAUCAUCCAGACAUCGCACAUGACUCCUUCCUCUGCUCAGGGAGGCUUCUGCUCUGCCACCACGGGCCCGUCUGCCCUGGGCUUACAGAUAGGGCUGAUAGUAGCAGGGCUCCUGCUGCUGGGACUAGGAGCUGCUCUGUCCAUAUACUUCUACAGGAAGAGGCGCCCUCUGGACUAUUACACCAUGGAGCUGAGUGAACACGCAGAGGGCCUGUCAGAUCUAUAAUCCAGGCAUCUGGAGGUGCUCGUGUGCAUGGGACGACUUCAGCAGAAAGAGCGAGAGGCAGGGGGGUAAUCAAUUUGACCUGUACGUAAAUGAUUGUGCGGUUGUUUUGAACCGAGUGCCACCACAAGUGUCCUUUUGUGUGUCUUUGGAAGAUCACUGACGAAAUGACUCGUAAUUGUCUGUUAGCAGUGUGGUUGCAUCCAGUGUGUGACAUGUGAUAUUUCAUGGCACCGGUGACACUUAAAUCAGGCAACCCCUGAAUUUUAAAAUACAAAAUAAUAACGUAUUUUUCUAAAAGAUGGUGUACAACCUUUGCCCUGUGAACAGUGCUGGUUACAACUUUUAAAGCAAAAGGAAGAUAAAAGGGAGGAUUUUUUUGUAAUACUUGAGUCCUAAAUGGUCAUUUUUGUUGACUUGUUUAUGUUACUGUGGAAAAAGCCUUUAAAAUUCAAAAAUGUAACAGCCAUGCUAUGCAGGAAGAUUUAUCAAUGUAAUGACCUUCAUCACUUCUCAGCUGGUGCGUUGUUUUAACAACAGACUUUACAACCAAGAUAGUAUUCAUCAAGCUCACAUUUAGUAUCCAAACGGUUGACUUCCUGCUUUGUUUUCUUGCUACAUGCUGUUAAAAUCCAUUUUAGACUUUCAAAGGGCUUGAUUGUCUUUUAAAUGUGAAUGUCUUUAGCUAACGUGUGAUGAGUGUCUGUAACCACUUUUGUUGCUUAAAGCAAACUGUUUACAUUUUCUUCGAUCAAAAAUAAGGAAAAGGGAAGAGAGUAAUUUCUUGAAUGAAGAGUAUUUGUUUUUAGGAAUGAGAGAUUGCUUAAGAAAAUUAGAACUAUUUUAUGUUUUGUGUGUUUUUAGUGGCUCAGAAACCUCUACUGUGCCUUUUUACUUGUGUGUUAUUUGAUCAGCUGAUUCCUCAUUUAUUAGAGGGAAAGAACAGCCAUCUCUGCUGCAUCUUAAGUGUAAAUACUAUGGAUAUGUUGUUAGUUAUUCUCGGGGGGGGGGGGCAGUUUUCACCAAUCUGAAGUGAUAAGUUAUUGUAGAACACAGAUACUAGCUGGGCUCAGAGAAAAAAGUGAAAUAUUUUGAUUGUUUAAGUGUGAUCUAAGUUUGAUUUAAGUUGAAAAUCUAAAGAUUAAUUUGAAAAUAAUCAAAAAUUGCCAAAACAAAGUGCCAUGAAAUAAACGUAUAAGCCUGGAUAUGCUCCAUUUGUUAUAUUGUUGAUGUGUCGCUUACCUUGUAAUGUUGCCUGACUCAUCUGCUGUGGUGCACAACAUUUCAGAUUGUUUGCUUUAAUUGCCUUUUGUGAGGAGAUCUCUCUCCUCGGUACCAUUUUCCUCAGUUCUGAUUUCUGAGUGUUGACAUAAAUUAAUACACCUUUGUCAAGCAAAAUGAACCCUGUGAUAUCAGAUUUAUUUUACAGUAACACCACUGCUUUCGUAUAAGCUCAACUAUUUUGUAAAAAAAA
Messenger RNA from Sander lucioperca (pikeperch), 4454 nucleotides. RefSeq lists its product as uncharacterized. The coding region runs from base 218 to 2983 and encodes 921 amino acids. Lineage: Eukaryota; Metazoa; Chordata; Actinopteri; Perciformes; Percidae. The transcript is spliced from 12 exons. The record is from RefSeq and is a predicted model, not a curated record.